GUCAGCGAUCGGACACCCCGGGCUGCCGCGCUCCUGGCCGGCGAGGCGUGGUACUGUCUGGACCACCGACCGGAGAAAGCGUCUGCCAGGAUGGGAGCUGCUGGGAGGCAAGGCUUCUCCUUCCAGGCCUUGGUGACAAUCAGCUGGUUCGCCCUGGCAUGUGUCCCUGGGACCACAUCCACUGCAGUGGCAGCUGAGUGUCCUGACCAGAACCCUGAGCUGCAGCCCUGGAGCCCAGGCCAUGACCGGGACCACCGUGCGUACAUCGGCCGGGGCAGGAUGCUGCUACUCACCUCUUCCACCACCGUCCACUCCAUCCACAUCUCAGAGGGAGGCAAGCUGGUCAUUAAAGACCACGCUGAGCCGAUCGUUGUGCGAACCCGGCACAUCCUGAUUGACGACGGCGGGGAGCUGCAUGUCGGGAGCACCCGCUGCCCUUUCCAGGGCAACUUCAGCAUCAUUUUGUACGGAAGGGCUGACGAGGGCAUUCAGCCGGACCCUUACUUUGGUCUGAAGUACAUUGGAGUCGGCAGAGGGGGCACCCUUGAGUUGCAUGGGCAGAAGAAGCUCUCAUGGACAUUUCUGAACAAGACCCUUCGCCCAGGUGGCAUGGAGGAGGGAGGCUAUUUUUUUGAAAGGAGCUGGGGUCACCGUGGAAUCAUCGUUCAUGUCAUCGACCCCAAAUCAGGAGCGGUCGUGCAUUCUGACCGGUUUGACACUUACAGAUCCAAGAGAGAGAGCGAACGCCUGGUGCAGUACCUGAGCGCGGUGCCCGACGGCAGGAUCCUCUCCGUGGCGGUGAAUGACGAAGGCUCUCAAAACCUGGAUGACACGGCCCGGAAGGCGAUGACCAGGCUGGGCAGCAAGCACUUCCUCCACCUCGGAUUUAGACACCCUUGGAGUUUCCUGACGGUGAAAGGAAAUCCCUCUGCGUCCGUGGAAGACCAUAUUGAAUAUCACGGACACCGAGGCUCCGCGGCUGCCCGAGUAUCCAAGCUGUUCCACACGGAGCACGGCGAGCCCUUCAACGUCUCCUCCUCCAGCGAGUGGGUUCAAGAUGUGGAGUGGACAGAGUGGUUCGAGCACAGCAAAGUGUCACACACGAAAGGCGGGGAGAAGAUUGCAGACCUCCGCGUAGCACACCCAGGAAAAAUCUGCACCCGUCCCAUCGACAUACAGGCCACCACAGCGGAUGGAGUCAACCUCAGCACAGAGGUCGUCUACAAAAAAGGCCAGGAUUACAGGUUUGCCUGCUACCACCGGGGCCGGCCCUGCCAGAACUACCGUGUGCGGUUCCUCUGCGGGAAGCCUGUGAGGCCCAAACUCACGGUCACCAUUGACACCAACGUGAACAGCACCAUCCUGAACCUGGAGGACAAUGUACAGUCGUGGAGGCCUGGAGAUACCCUGGUCGUUGCCAGCACUGAUUACUCCAUGUACCAGGCGGAAGAGUUCCAGGUGCUUCCAUGUAGAACCUGUGCUUCCAACCAGGUCAAAGUGGCAGGGAAGCCGAGGUACCUGCACAUGGGGGAGGAGGUGGACGGCGUGGACAUGCGGGCCGAGGUCGGGCUCCUGAGCCGCAACGUCGUGGUGAUGGGGGAGAUGGAGGACCGCUGCUACCCCUACACCAAUCACGUCUGCAGCUUCUUUGACUUCGACACCUUCGGGGGCCACAUCAAGUUUGCACUGGGGUUUCAGGCAGCACACCUGGAGGGCGUGGAGCUGAAGCACAUGGGGCAGCAGCUGGUGGGUCAGUACCCGCUCCACUUCCACCUGGCCGGCGACGUGGACGAGAAGGGAGGCUACGACCCGCCCACCUACGUCAGGGAUAUGUCCAUCCACCACACGUUCUCUCGCUGCGUCACGGUGCACGGCUCCAAUGGGCUGCUGGUCAAGGACGUGGUGGGCUACAACUCCCUGGGCCACUGCUUCUUCACGGAGGACGGGCCCGAGGAACGCAACACCUUUGACCACUGUCUCGGCCUCCUCGUCAAGUCCGGGACCCUCCUGCCCUCUGACCGCGACAGCAAGAUGUGCAAGAUGAUCACUGAGGACUCCUACCCCGGCUACGUCCCCAAGCCCAGGCAGGACUGCAACGCCGUGUCCACCUUCUGGAUGGCCAAUCCCAACAACAACCUGGUGAACUGCGCCGCUGCGGGCUCCGAGGAAACAGGAUUCUGGUUCAUCUUCCACCAUGUACCGACGGGCCCCUCAGAGGGGAUGUACUCCCCGGGUUAUUCAGAGCACAUUCCGCUGGGAAAAUUCCACAACAACCGAGCACACUCCAACUACCGGGCUGGCAUGAUCAUCGACAACGGAGUCAAAACCACCGAGGCCUCUGCCAAGGACAAGCGGCCCUUCCUCUCCAUCAUCGCUGCCAGGUACAGCCCGCACCAGGACGCCGACCCGCUGAAGCCCCGGGAGCCGGCCAUCAUCAGGCACUUCACCGCCUACAAGAACCAAGAGUUUGCAGACAACGGCAUCGGCCUGACCCUGGCCAGUGGCGGCACCUUCCCCUAUGACGACGGCUCCAAGCAGGAGAUAAAGAACAGCUUGUUCGUUGGCGAGAGCGGCAACGUGGGGACUGAAAUGAUGGACAACAGGAUCUGGGGCCCCGGCGGCCUGGACCACAGUGGAAGGACCCUCCCUAUAGGCCAGAAUUUUCCAAUCAGAGGAAUCCAGUUCUAUGACGGCCCCAUCAACAUCCAGAACUGCACUUUCCGCAAGUUCGCGGCCCUGGAGGGCCGACACACCAGCGCCCUGGCCUUCCGCCUCAACAAUGCCUGGCAGAGCUGCCCCCACAACAACGUGACCAACGUCGCCUUUGAGGACGUCCCGAUUACUUCCAGAGUGUUCUUCGGAGAGCCUGGGCCCUGGUUCAACCAGCUGGACAUGGAUGGGGAUAAGACGUCCGUGUUCCAUGACGUCGAUGGCUCCGUGUCCGAGUACCCUGGUUCGUACCUCACCAAGGAUGACAACUGGCUGGUCCGGCACCCGGACUGCAUCGACGUGCCCGACUGGAGAGGGGCCAUCUGCAGCGGGCGCUACGCACAGAUGUACAUUCAGGCCUACAAGAGCAGCAACCUGCGAAUGAAGAUCGUCAAGAACGACUUCCCCAGCCACCCUCUCUACCUGGAGGGCGCCCUGACCAGGAGCACCCACUACCAGCAGUACCAGCCGGUCAUCACCCUGCAGAAGGGCUACACCAUCCACUGGGACCAGACGGCCCCCGCCGAGCUGGCCAUCUGGCUCAUCAACUUCAACAAGGGUGACUGGAUCCGCGUGGGGCUCUGCUACCCGCGAGGCACCAGCUUUUCCAUCCUCUCGGACGUCCACAACCGCCUGCUGAAGCAGACGUCCAAGACGGGCACCUUCGUGCGGACGGCGCAGAUGGACAAGGUGGAGCAGAGCUACCCCGGCAGGAGCCACUACUACUGGGACGAGGACUCGGGGCUGCUGUUCCUGAAGCUGAAAGCGCAGAAUGAGAGAGAGAAGUUCGCCUUCUGCUCUGUGAAAGGCUGUGAGAGGAUAAAGAUCAAAGCUCUGAUCCCCAAGAACGCGGGGCCCAGCGACUGCACGGCUGCGGCCUACCCCAGGUUUGCCGAGAGGGCCGUGGUGGACGUGCCGAUGCCCAAGAAGCUCGUCGGCUCGCAGCUGAAGACAAAGGACCACUUCCUGGAGGUGAAGCUGGAGAGCUCCAAGCAGCGCUUCUUCCACCUGUGGAACGACGCCUCUUACAUCGAAGUGGAUGGGAGGAAGUACCCGAGCGCGGAGGACGGCAUCCAGGUGGUGGUGAUCGAGGGCGGCCGGGGCCACGUGGUGAGCCGCGCCAGCUUCAGGAACGCCAUUCUGCAGGGCAUCCCGUGGCAGCUCUUCAAUCACGUGGCAGCCAUCCCUGACAACUCCAUAGUUCUCAUGGCAUCCACGGGAAGAUACGUCUCCAGAGGCCCGUGGACCAGGGUGCUGGAAAAGCUUGGGGCAGACAAGGGUGUCAGGCUGAAAGAGAAAAUGGUGUUCGUUGGCUUCAAAGGCAGCUUCCGGCCCACCUGGGUGACCCUGGACACCGAGGACCACAAAGCCAAGAUAUUCCAAGUCGUGCCCAUCCCUGUGGUGAGGAAGAGGCAGCUGUGAGGACAGUUGCCCCCGGCGCCGCCCCGCAGUGGGCUAGGACCGUGACCUCCUGGCAGCAGCCUGGGGCAGGUGGCUGGUCCCCCUGGCUUCUGUCCAGCUGCUGCCUGGACAGGCUGUGCCAGCCCUCAUGGGCCCAGGGGAGGCUACCAGAGACCCCUGGUGCUGCGCCUGGCCCCACUCGAGCGUCUGUCUGCAGCAUCUGAGCCCGCGUUGGCUAGUGCUGGAACCUUCUCUUGCAUCCUCAUGGGUGCUUCUCUGUCUGUGCCUCGGUGGCGGAGGGUGUGGGGACCGUAAGAAGAGGCCUGGGGUGUGCUGGUGCAAAGGUCUAUUGGCAGGUACCCUGGCCAGCUAGAGGCGGCCGGGGUGCCGAGUCACUGACAAAUCCCCGUCUUCCGCAGACACUGGGGGAAACAAUGGGGGAAACAGCCUUGGCCUUAAGGAAAUCUCUUCUGUAAGCAAAAAGCAACCUCCGCAGGGCUGGGAGCCAGUGUGGAAGGCAAGCUCCCCACACAGAAUGGGCCCCCGAGGGGGAGAGGGAGCCCUGCCUUUAGAGGGGGCCCACCUCGUAGGAGACUUCAGCUGGCAGGUUGGGACUCAAAUGGGGGACCCUCGAGGGCCCUUCCUGGUCUGAGAUCCCUGAAGUCUGGCUGUGUGCAGUCCCUGAAACCCAGCAGUAGCUGAGAAUGCCCUUUCGGUGGCCACCCAGGGCCACGCAGGAUGGAGAGGGGUGACAGUGCUGUCUGCUGGUGGGCAUUCUGUCUGGGUGCUCUCUGGUGCCAGGCUGAGAGCCUGGAGAGGGUGGAGGGGACAACUGUACGUGCUCGGGGUGGGGUGGGCAAGGCUUCUCGCAGGAGGAGCAACAAGGAGAUGGGGCGGCCUCCAGAGGGCUGGGCCCUGCCGAGCGACUUGCUGGCCCCUGUGUGAGGGAGAAGCAGGCCCCAGGCUGCCCUCCUGUGCUGACCCCUGGUCUCUGUCCCUGCGAGCAGAGCUUGUGCCCAGCCAGGGUGGCACUGGUCUGGAUGGGGCAGGCAGGUUCUCACCUGAGCCUCGUGGCUACCAGGGCAGGAGGGGACUGUGGUUUCCCUAAGAGCCAAGCCUGGGCCCUAUGCCCGGGGCACUGAGGACCUGGUCCCCAGCCAGCCCCACCUCCCCUCGGAGAAUCGAGUCAGUGCCCAGAAGGGAGCUCCUGCUCUUGAUCCGGGAACACUGCAGCAGAGCAGCCUGGGAGCUGGACCCGCCCUGCUGUGAGAGCCUGGGUUUGCAGAUCUAGACGGGACCUUAGAGGAGACCGGGUCCCCAGCUGUUGUACAGGUGGGAAAGAACCACGGCGCCAGGCAGGGCUGCGGGGGCCCCACUCCCAGCACUGACUGCCACGCUGCUCGGCCACGGCCCGAGUGCCAGGCCUUCCCCUCCCAGGGGAGAACACGCUCGGAACAGGCCCGUCGUCGGCCAGUGGCGAUGGCCCUCCUGCUCCUCUGCGCACACGAACCUGCCCUCCUCUUGGCCCUGGGGGCACCUGUAGCCUUACUCUGUUCACACCCCCUGUCGGACCCCGGGCCCCGUCGGGGUGCACGCUGCGGCGAGGCCAUCGGUGCUACCUACAGUUGUCGGGGCGGCCUGGCAGGUGGUAUCAGCACGCGUGAUGUUCCUGGUGAACCAUCCCGGCCCCUCGUGGGGUCUGAAGACCUGCUGGGUCCCCCAGGCUCUCUCCCUUGCCUUCCCUGGAGAGAGCUGGAGAGCUCCUGGGAGCUGGAAAACGCGGCCUGGGGAGGAUACCUCUCCUGAGGACCAGGCCUCCCCGGGUCUUACGAUGACCUUCGUUUGUCCCCUUUCCUGCCCCAGCCACUUUCCUUCAAAGAGGGCUUGCCUGGGUCCCACUGUCCAGCUGCCUCCAUAAGAUGUGGUCAGCAAGUGAGUCCACCUGGCGGGGUCUUCCAGCGGCUGCGAAUGACAGUGGGGGCCUACCUUUUAUGAUGCGACCGCUUCAAAGGCCGAAACCACAGCAAGGGCCAGCUCCAGGGCGAUGCAUGGCGAUGAGGUGGAGAGAGAAAACGGCUCGAUGUCGUGGUUGUCUAGGAUUCUGUUGAGUUUUUAAACUCUUAAUUCAAGGGUCUCACACUGAGAACCGCUCGGGACGUGGCCAGUGUCAGGGGCGCCGGGAAUAUUGUCUGUCUUCGGCUCAGCUCAUUUCCAGAAAUACCCGUCAGCGCGUUCUCGGAGUCGUCCGCGUGGUGAGGGGUACGGGGUCUGUCCCUGUGUUUCUCCCCAUGGGCCGAGGUGGCGGCGUUGCUUGGGUCGACCGCACAGAUGCUCCUACUGUUCGGAAAACUGUUCUCGUGUUGGUGAGUGAGUUAGGCCCUUAAGGAAAACACUCCUCCGAAAUGCUUGUUUCCUGUUGCCGAAAUAGCUGGUCCUUUUUCGGGAGUUAGAUGUGCAGUGUGUUUGUACGUAAACGUUCCUUGUAGAUGUCACUAUGAACAAAGAUAUAUUUUCUAUUUAUUUAUUAUAUAUGCACUUCUGGACGUCACUGUCAGAAAUGAAGAAUUGUCUUAAAUGGCACGUUUGGGGAUGUCCUUUGGACGGGCUGGAGGGAGUGGGCUGGGAGCGCCGCAGUAAACGUUCGAAGGACGGCCUUGUCUCACCUGCUUCCUUCCUUUCUCGCGACACAGGGGCCUCGUUUUAGGCCGUUUGUCUAGGGACAGUGAGGUUGUUGGGCCCACCUCGGGAGUCUGCCUCUCUUACUUCCAUGGCUUUAUUCCGCGGACUUAUUCCUCAACAGAGCCCUGUUCCCUCCACUGGCACUGCUGUCCUCCUCCCUCCCACCUUGGCCAUGCCCUGCACCGGGCCUUUGCUCCCUGGCACGGGCUGUCACUCACCCCUUCCACCAGACCAUGGCCUCCUGCAGGACACAGGUCAUCCGCCUCUCCCCCAGCCAGCUCCAGUUGUCAUCGGGGUGUUGAGCAGAGGCAGAAAGCAGACUUUGUCCCUUCCUCUACCACCGAAGCCAGAACCGAGCUGCCCUGCAACCCCACUCCAGCUCCCUUGCCCUGGAGGGGAGGGGGAGGGAGCUUAUUCCCAAUGCCAGGACUCCCAUAACCUCAGGGGUGGAUUCAAGGUGAGAAGGGGUGAGAUGAAGUGGGAGAAGUGACCCACUGUUCCAGGCCCUGACAUCACUCACAAAAGACGAUCAGGAUUAAAACUGCUUUUCCACUAACACCUGGAAUAAGGCAAGGCUGCCCACUUGCCCCACUUUUUCAACACAGUACUGGCAGUCCUAGCCAAUGCAAUCAGACAAGAAUAAAAAUUUUAAAAAGAAGCAAAAUGAUCCUUAUUUGCAGAUGACAUGACUGCAUACGUAGAAAAUCCAAGAGUCCACAGAAAAACUCCAAGUAGUGAUACAUAAAUUUAGUAAGGUGGCAGGAGACAAAAGCAACAUACAAAAAGCUACAGUGCUUUUAUACACCAUUAACUAACAGACUGAGGCAGAAUUAAAGCCAUCUCCUUUACAGCGGCCACCUCCCAAAAUAAAAUACAUACGAGUAAACCUAACCAAAUAGGUGAAAUACUUCUACAAGGAAAACAACAACAAAAAUGAAAAAAAGAAACUGAGCGUGAUACGCAAAAGUGGAAAGGCAUUUUAUGUUCCUCGAUGGGAAGAAUAUAACCAAAAUGUCCAUUCUAACCAAAUUAAGUUACAAAUGUAAUGAAAUUCCAGCCAAAUUAUGAGACAUUCUUCAUAUAGAUAGAAAAAGCUCGUAAAAUUUGUUUGGAAUCCUAAAAGAUCCCGUAUCACCAAGGCAAUACUGUGCAAAAAGAAUAAAGUAGGUGGUAUC
Molecule: messenger RNA, 7964 nt
Organism: Tupaia belangeri chinensis (Chinese tree shrew)
Lineage: Eukaryota; Metazoa; Chordata; Mammalia; Scandentia; Tupaiidae
Gene: CEMIP
Product: cell migration inducing hyaluronidase 1
Exons: 29
Coding region: 91-4131 (1346 amino acids)
Source: RefSeq, a predicted model, not a curated record